AUGAACCAAUCCAAUAAUGACUUAAUUCAAAAAUGCCUUGAAGAAGUGCAUAUUAAAUUUUAUGAAUAUUCUCACUUUAAGGAUAUUAAAUUUAUUGUAGAAGGAGGAUAUGGAAAAGUGCACCGUGCUACUCUCAAAGAUCAUGAUAUUACUCUUAAAUUGCAUCGUAGCGUGGAUAUACAUUCUAAUAUUAUACGAUUACUUGGUGCUACUAAGAAUGAUUACAUGCUUGUUCUUGAAUAUGCUGAUGGUGGUAAUCUAAAAUCAUAUUUAAAAGAUAAAUUUAAAUAUCUUUCUUGGAAAGAUAAAAUUAAUUUUGCGUUACAAAUUACCGACGCAGUUAAAUGUUUACAUAUUAAUGAUAUAGUUCAUCGUGAUCUGCAUUCAGACAAUAUACUUGUUCAUCAAAGAUAUUGCUGGCAACAUGAUCCUAAUAAUCGUCCAGAUAUUCGGCAAGUCUUUUCGGAUUUGGAAAAUUUAAUUAUAAAUUAUAGUCAGGCAUUCAUUGAAAAACAAGAUAAUAAUCAAAAUUUAGCUCAUGAAAUUGAUCAAAUUA
Scutellospora calospora is the source of this 556-nucleotide messenger RNA. NCBI's taxonomy places the organism in Eukaryota, Fungi, Glomeromycota, Glomeromycetes, Diversisporales, Gigasporaceae. The record is from the annotation of a GenBank genome assembly.